Molecule: messenger RNA, 1659 nt
Organism: Caenorhabditis briggsae
Lineage: Eukaryota; Metazoa; Nematoda; Chromadorea; Rhabditida; Rhabditidae
Exons: 6
Coding region: 1-1659 (552 amino acids)
Source: RefSeq, a predicted model, not a curated record
AUGGAGAAGAACGAGAAGAACGGAGUGUUUUCGCGAGUGAGAUCGCGCUGGAGGAGCAUAUUCUCAAAGAAAGCGAAUCCAGUGAAACUCCGCGAUUGUAAUCGUCUCACUUUCGAACGCAUCCUCUCCGAUCCCGACGAGCCAAUCGGUACUAUCGUCGCGCAAGCAACAGUCAAUCCGAUAGAGUUGCCGAACGGCGCUGGAAUUGCACUCAUUCAAGAGACGACAAUUUACGACGAGGAUUGUCAUUUUGCCAUUGAUAAGCCAUCGUCAUCAACGAUCACUCGAAACACUUCGAGUCUCAGUCGUCGCUUCAGAAGGCUUUCUUCUGGCGACUUGAACGUUAUUCGAAGGAUGACAGAGGAAAUCGACUUUGAUCUGAAGAACGUCAUCUACGACGGAAACGAGAUCACUGGCGAACCGGACCAUGAGAACGGGAACGAUCGUGCUUGUUUCAAGCCGGGACCCGACCAUCCUAUUGACCAGCAAAUGUUGUUCUUGAAACAGUGCAUAAAAAAAGUGGACACACGUCCUCCGAACAUGUACUACUUGACGAAUGGGUGGUCCGUUGACAAUUUCGAAGCUCUCUUCAAGUAUAUGAUUCGAACAAGUGAGGAUUGCUCCCGUGACACUCUUCUGAGCAUUGAAUUGCGAGAUGUCGUCGUCUCUCUUCGAUGGCUGCUUGCUAUGAUUGAAGACUACGCAUCAUUCAAAGGUGUCGCUGUUCAUAAGGACUACGUGUACGCUACUGUUCAUUCGAAGAAGCCGUCACUCGAAAGGAAGCUUCGUGGAGCUAUCGAUCAGUUCGUCGAGGUUGAAACGAAAGUGCGCCGUGCCAAAAUUUCCUACACAUCGACGGUGACUAUCAGCUCUCCACACACUCCUCACGUGUCCGUUGUCGUUAGAUUUUGUUGUCAGAAGCCCGUUGCGGUAGUCAGAGGAACUGGUUUCAAACAAGUUUCCGUGCAAGUGGAUCAAAUCACUGGUCACCGAGCUGUUACACCUGCUCUCGACAAACCAAACGGUGGAAUUGGUUGCGAAUGCGUCGAGAUUCCAGCCGACGAAGAACCACCGGCACCACGACAGCCACCUCCAGUCACUACAAUCAUCACGAAUCAUCAGUCUCUCGUUGAGGAGGAAGAAGUUCCAUUGCAGCUGUCGUAUCAUGUGAACGCGCUGACUGGGGAAACCCUCGUGGAUUGUGAUGUGGAAAACGAUGAAACAGAUGUCACAAGUGAUUCCACUCAGGACAACGACAUGCACGAGUUUGUCGAAAUGUUUCCCGUUCUUCUGGAGUUGUUCGAAAAGGCUGGAAUCACAGAUGAUGUCGUGAAGAAUGAAGAUGAUCAUGAAGUCGACACUGAGAUGCCAGUGCUAAAUUCCAGAUUUCCAAGAAAGAAAUUGUCGUUCUUCGAGGGUGUGACAAUGUCAUCUGAUGGUUGUGAAGAUACUCGAUCGAUGAGCGAUUCUUCCGCCACGGACUCAGUGCAACUCACAGAUUCUUCGGACUUUGAUUCGUCUGAUUCUGAAGGAGAACAAUCGGAUGUCGAAGCGGAUCCUUCUGAAGGUUGUGAUGAAAAAGAAGACGUUCAAGAAGAAAACGACGUCGUAUCUGUGACCACCGAGGAGAAGAUUGAGGAGACACCAAAGGAUGACUGA